Trichophyton rubrum CBS 118892 is the source of this 2068-nucleotide messenger RNA. Its product is annotated as extracellular metalloproteinase 3. Lineage: Eukaryota; Fungi; Ascomycota; Eurotiomycetes; Onygenales; Arthrodermataceae. Gene Ontology annotation, molecular function: metalloendopeptidase activity; zinc ion binding. Bases 599 to 2068 code for a protein of 489 amino acids. The record is from RefSeq and is a predicted model, not a curated record. The transcript is spliced from 4 exons.
ACGCUCUCUGACCCCCCAUAAUACCCUUCUUCUGCCCCCUUUUUUUUUUCCUGCUUCUUGCUGGUGAACCGCCAUCAUGCACGGUCUUUUGCUCGCCGGGCUUCUGGCCCUGCCCAUGAAUGUGCUCGCUUAUCCUGCCGAGCAGCACGCCAGCAACGUCCUCAGCCGCCGUGGCGUGGACAUCGAGUCCUUCCGUCUGCCAUUGAAGGCCAAGUACAUGGACAGUGAGGCCACCGCCCAGAAGAUCCAGGCCAUGUCCUUCUCCAAGGACGAUGACUACGUCUCAACCGCCACCAAGCUGGUCAAGAGCACAUUCCCCAAGUCCACAUUCCGUGUCGUUGAUGACCACUACAUUGGCACCAACGGAAUUGGCCAUGUUCACUUCAAGCAGACUGCCCACGGCCUUGACAUUGACAACUCUGACUUCAACGUCAACGUAAGUACCUUGUCCUUAGCUACAUUGUCAUUGAGAAGUUUGAUAUUUAGAGGAUGAUUUAUGGAAUGGCUAUGGCUAACGUGCGUCUAGAUUGGCCGUGACGGCAAGGUCUUCUCCUUCGGAAACUCCUUCUUCACCGGAGAGAUCCCCAAGGAGAACCCAAUGGUCAAGCGUGCAUUCUCUGAUCCAGUCAAGGCUCUGAAGGGUGCCGUCAAGGCCCUCAACCUCCCAGUCAAGUCUGACAACGCUAAGCCCAAGACUAUUGCUGGCAAGGAGUCUUUCGAGUUCAUGGGAACCACCGGUGCCCUCUCUGCUCCCAAGGCCAACCUCGUCUACCUCCAGAAGGAAGACGGAACCCUCGCCUUGACCUGGAAAGUUGAGACUGACGUUGGUGACAACUGGCUCUUGACUUAUGUUGAUGCCCACAACAGCGAGACUGUCCACAACGUUGUUGACUACGUUGCCUCCGCUGAGUACAAGGUCUUUGCCUGGGGUCUCAACGAUCCCACUGAGGGAAACCCAACCUCCAUCCGUGACCCAUGGACUGAUGCCUCUCCCUACACCUGGAACUCUGAUGGCAUGUCCAAGUACCCAACCACCCGUGGUAACAACGCCAUUGCCCAGGACAACCCAACUGGCGGUAGCACCUAUAUCAACAACUACCGCCCACAGAGCCCCAACCUCAUCUUCAGCUACCCAUGGAGCCCAACUGCUACUCCCCCAUCCUCCUACAAGGACUUCUCCAUUACUCAGCUCUUCUACACUACCAACCGAUACCAUGACCUUCUCUACUCCUUUGGCUUCAACGAGGCUGCUGGUAACUUCCAGGUCAACAACGGCAACAAGGGUGGUAAAGGCAACGAUUUCGCCAUUGUCAAUGCUCAGGAUGGCUCUGGUACCAACAAUGCCAACUUUGCCACCCCACCAGAUGGCAGCCCUGGCCGCAUGAGAAUGUACAACUGGACUACUGCUCGUCCCAACCGUGAUGGCUGCCUUGAAGCCGGUAUCGUCAUCCACGAAUACACCCACGGUCUCUCCAACCGUCUUUGUGGUGGUCCCGCCAACAGUGCCUGCUUGAACGCUCUUGAGUCCGGUGGUAUGGGUGAGGGCUGGGGUGACUUCUACGCCACUGCCAUCCGUCUAAAGCCCCGUGACACCAAAAACACCAACUACUCCAUGGGUGCCUGGGCUGCUAACAACCCCAAGGGUAUCCGAGCAUACCUGUACUCCACUAACCUCCAGACCAACCCCUACAUGUACACCUCCGUCAACAGCCUCCGUGAAGUCCACCAGAUCGGUACCGUCUGGGCCUCCAUGCUCUACGACCUCAUGUGGGCUCUUAUUGAGGCCCACGGUGGCACCUACUCCGCCAACCCAGUCUUCCGCAACGGCGUUCCACAGGAUGGUCGCCAUCUUUCCAUGAAGCUCGUCAUGGACGGCAUGGCCCUCCAGCCAUGCAACCCCAACUUCGUCCAGGCCCGUGAUGCCAUCCUCGAUGCCGACCGUGCUCUUACCAACAGUGCCAACAAGUGCACCAUCUGGAAGGCCUUUGCUAAGCGUGGUCUCGGCUACGGUGCCAAAUAUGAUGCCCGCAACCGCACUGGCAGCAACAAGCUCCCACCAGGCUGCUAA